Messenger RNA from Cuscuta campestris, 1203 nucleotides. NCBI's taxonomy places the organism in Eukaryota, Viridiplantae, Streptophyta, Magnoliopsida, Solanales, Convolvulaceae. The record is from the annotation of a GenBank genome assembly.
ACACGACCCAUCAACCAAAGAACAAAUGAUGAUCAUCACAACAAGAAUCUCUAUUUGAACCCCUCCAAUCCCAUCCAUAGCAAAUCAAGCCCCCAAUAUAUAACCAUAAAUAUACAAAUAAAAUUAGGUGGGAGUAUAUACCUUAAACUCCCCAAUAUGAAGGGUGCGUGGUGUUUGGCAGUGGUGCUGAUGGUGGCAGCGGUGGCAACUACCGCGUGCGCAUCAGUGGUCACGCCCGACAUCCUGAACUUCAUCCAACAAGAAGAGUGGGCCACCCAAAAAAAGGCCAUAUUCGACAUCAGCCAUAAGUAUGUGGAGGGAAUGCCCACGUUCUACGGUGGCCCCCACGGCCUUCAACCAUUCUUUAGAUCUGUGUCAAGCAUAAAAAAUGGGGCUUUCGCUAACCUCAAUGCCUUCACCCUUACCACCCACUCUGGCACCCACGUUGACGCCCCUGGCCACUUCAACCAAACCCUCAUGGAUGAAGGCUUAGACGUCAACUCUCUCGAUCUCCGCACCCUAAAUGGUCCUUGUUUAGUUGUUGACACUCCUCGAGACAAAAAUAUUACUGCCGAGGUGAUGAAAGAAUUGGAUAUACCCAGAGGAGUGAAACGGGUUCUCUUCAAAACGCUUAACACUGAUAGAAAAUUAAUGUACCAAUCAUCGUUUGCAAGUAAUUACACUGGUUUCACCACGGACGGUGCUCAAUAUUUAGUCAACAACACCGACAUCAAACUCGUUGGCAUUGAUUACUUGUCUAUUGCUGUUGGAAUACAGACCGAGCUAACAGGGGUCCACCAGACUUUCUUGAACACUAAGGAUAUAAUACCAUUGGAGGAUGCAAAUUUGGAUGGGGUUGCACCCGGAGUAUACACAAUUCACUGUCUGCUACUAAGGUUGGUGACCUUAGAUGAGUCGCCUGCCCGGUGCAUCUUGACCCAGUAAAUUGGUUGGCGGCGGAUCUAUAUUUAUUUGUAAAUUUAUUAUAUUGUUCUUCAAGUGUAUAUAUAAUUCGGACCGAUUCCGUGGCAACUGGGUUUCAGUGGCCACGAAAGCCACUGUCCCAAUUCAGACACCUACGAUGCUCCGUUUCUAAAAUUGAUGAUUCCUACAACUGCUAACCCCUGAUAAACCCCUCUAUCUAGUUCUGACCCCAACUCAUCCCCCACCUACGUCAAUUGCUUCCCGCAAUUUUAGUUGAGU